AUGAAUCAGUUCCAAGUAUUGAUCCUGGCUUUGAUAUUUGUUUGUCAGGUAAGCUCUAAGUUAAAUUAAAUAUGUCUCCACAAUAGCAAACCUAUUAAAAUAUACAUAUGUUCAUGCAUUUUUCCAAUAUGGUGCAAGAGAAUUAUAUGCUAUUCAAACUUACGAAGAAACUGACAGCUAUUCUGAAUUCGAUCACAGCCUUAAUUUCUCUAAUUCUUAAUUUCUCUGUGUACGAAGCUAAUAUGUUUAUCUUGAAACAAUACAUACACUUGAAACAAUAUCAAGCCCAGAGCAUGCCCGUUCGCAGGUUAGGCCCAACCCUAUGCCCGGGAUUCGAGAUUGUACUUGAAACGGCAGUCAAGCAUAGAUAUCUUAUUUACACUAGAUAGUGCAUCUAAUUAUUCUGCAAUUCAAAAAUUGAAGCCGUGAUUGCAGACUCUGAAAUGAGAAGAUUUGUAUGUUUUCUAUUUCUUAAACAGGGAACUUAAACAUUAAGUUAAACCUAUUCCAAAUACAUUUUUAAACUAUUCAAAUGAUGAAAGUUAUUGUUGUUUUUAAGCGUUUAUUAGCGAGUGGGAAACAUCAACAUGGCCGCCAUCUAUUCAAAUGGGGGUAACCGCUGGAAUAUUCUUGGCUUCAAUUUUACUAAAUGAAAUGCGCUAUCUAGUGUAUAUAAGAUAUCUAUGCAGUCAUGUCCAUUUUGUUCAUGGGCGUGGUUUUUUUUUACAUAUAUUCUUUCUUUUAACACUAACAUUGAGCCAUUUCACUUAUUUUAGACCCAUCCAACACUGGCCAGGUCUCAUCGCGAUGCCCUAGCACGAAGUUGCCUUGAUUAUUUUAAGAAAGGCUAUCAAACUAGUGGUUAUUAUCAAAUCAAAAGCGACGGAGCAGGCAACUCAUUUCAAACCGUAUUCUGCGAUAUGGAAUCCGAGCCAGGGUCAGCAUGGACACUUGUCGAGUCAUUUGCGCUGAAAAAUAAAGCCAUGCCUGCAUUUUCUAAACGUCCACUCAAAAUUAAUGCCCCAGUACUCCCGAAAACCCCGAACUGGAAUCUCUACAGAAUGUCACUUUCACAAAUGAACGAUUUAAAGAAGCAAUCCACUCAUUGGCGAGUCACUUGUGAUUUUCAAGCCAAGCCUGUUCAUAUUUACCGCGAUUAUGCAGUUGCAAGGUUCAAGAAUUUCGAUGUGGUGACCUUCGAAGGUAGUAAUGUAUGCAAAUUAAUGAAAUACAUUAAUGUUCGCGGUCAUCAGUGUGCCGAGUGUACGGCUAGUUGGUUUGCAUACGUCAACAGAGAAAAUGCACUUCAUAUUGACGGCCCAUCCACAGGUUGUCAGUUCACACCAGGAGGAGGAGCUGUGAGCAGUGAAGAUAAUUUUGGUUAUUACUUGGACACCAACAAGAACUUUCGUUGUACGUCAUCGCCUGAUGCAACAACGAACUUCUGGUUUGGUGGUUAUUUCUAA
Paramuricea clavata is the source of this 1466-nucleotide messenger RNA. The record is from the annotation of a GenBank genome assembly. Lineage: Eukaryota; Metazoa; Cnidaria; Anthozoa; Malacalcyonacea; Plexauridae.